Molecule: messenger RNA, 970 nt
Organism: Nicotiana attenuata
Lineage: Eukaryota; Viridiplantae; Streptophyta; Magnoliopsida; Solanales; Solanaceae
Product: RNA-binding protein FUS-like
Exons: 1
Coding region: 70-792 (240 amino acids)
Source: RefSeq, a predicted model, not a curated record
UACAGAGCAUUUAUACAAGCAAAUUAGCUCAAUAUUUUAGUACGACUCCUCUUCUUUAGACAAUCCAAAAUGGUUCUCCAAACUGAAAGCUACCCUGCUCCUGGCUUCAAGCAGCAACAAAGCUACUAUAAUGCGAACGACUUCUACUCCUCUGAGGACAAAUAUAACAGCAACUACGGCUCAAGCAUGCAAAUGACAAAGCCUUAUGGUUAUCCCAGCGUAACCACUCCUCAGCGCACCCAACAUCACAUGAUGAUGAGCCAAGGCGGCUAUAGCCACGACGAUGAUAGCUGGUACAACAAGGACAAAUACCAAACUGGCUAUGGUCAACACAAUAGCCAUGCCCAAUAUGGGCACAUGUCCCAUGAUUCCUCAAACUUUUCCAGCGAUAAUAGUGGCUAUGGAAGUGGAAUGCAGCACUCUAGUUCCCACAUCGAUGGUGGCUAUGGGAGCGGAAUGCAGCACUCUAGCUCCCGCAUGAAUGGUGGCUAUGCGAGUGGAAUGCAGCAUUCUAGUUCCCAUAUGAAUGGUGGCUAUGGAAGCGGAAUGCAGCAUUCUAGUUCCCUCAUGAAUGGUGGCUAUGGGAGUGGAAUGCAACAUUCUUCCCACAUGAAUAAUGGCUAUGGGAGUGGAAUGCAACAAUCUUCUUACUCUCAUAUUCCUAGGGGAUUGGGACCAACAGAACACGCUUCUCCCAAAUACUAUGGACAGGAUUCCGAUAGGGGCCCUGGUUACUAUGAGCAGAACAGCAAGAAUACUGAUAUGUGGAAUUUGAAGAGUUUGGAUGAUUAAAUUCCCAUCUCUUUUAUACAAGGUGAAACUGUGUGCUUCGGUUGAGGCUUUGGCUAUAUCACAAACGCCUGUAACCUAAAUAACAAAUAUAAACAACCCUGCUGCUAUCUAGUUAUCUAUGUAUUUGCUUUUUUAUAACUAAACUAAGAAUAAUUUGAAUUAUACGUAGCUAUAAUGA